Morus notabilis is the source of this 1310-nucleotide messenger RNA. RefSeq names its product probable ubiquitin conjugation factor E4. Gene Ontology annotation, molecular function: ubiquitin-ubiquitin ligase activity. Lineage: Eukaryota; Viridiplantae; Streptophyta; Magnoliopsida; Rosales; Moraceae. Bases 1 to 1116 code for a protein of 371 amino acids. The record is from RefSeq and is a predicted model, not a curated record. Gene Ontology annotation, biological process: protein polyubiquitination. Gene Ontology annotation, cellular component: ubiquitin ligase complex; cytoplasm; nucleus. The transcript has 9 exons.
AUGUUGACUUAUAUCAAUGGGAGUCCUGGCUAUACCAGAAUCAUCCUUAUUAUACUUGUCAAGUAUCUUGUCCACUUUUAUGAUAAGUUCAACAUCCGCUACAACAUUGCUGAACUUCUUGAGUACCUGUGGCAAGUCCCUAGUCAUCGUAAUGCUUGGAGAAGGAUUGCAAAGGAAGAGGAAAAGGGUGUCUAUCUGAACUUCUUAAACUUCCUGAUCAACGACAGCAUCUAUCUUCUUGAUGAAAGUCUUAAUAAGAUUCUUGAACUGAAAGAGCUGGAAGCUGAGAUGGCGAACACUGCUGAAUGGGAGCGGCGACCUGCUCAAGAGAGGCAGGAGCGAACCCGACUAUUCCAUUCUCAGGAAAAUAUUAUACGUAUUGACAUGAAAUUGGCGAAUAAAGAUGUCACUAUGCUGGCGUUUACUUCUGAACAAAUCACAGCUCCUUUCCUACUUGCUGAGAUGGUUGAAAGAGUAGCAAGUAUGCUCAAUUACUUUCUGUUGCAACUGGUGGGUCCCCAAAGAAAAUCCCUUAGUUUGAAAGACCCAGAAAAAUAUGAAUUCCGUCCAAAGCAAUUGCUUAGGCAGAUUGUACAGAUAUAUGUUCAUUUGGCAAGAGGUGAUACGGAAAAUAUCUUCCCAGCUGCCAUUUCAAAGGACGGUCGAUCAUAUAAUGACCAGUUGUUCACUGCAGCAGCAGAUGUUCUCAGGAGAAUUGGUGAAGAUGGGAGGAUUAUACAGGAAUUUGCUGAGCUAGGUGCCAAAGCUAAAGUUGCCGCUUCUGAGGCUAUGGGCACGGAGGCUGUUCUCGGAGAGAUACCCGAUGAGUUCCUUGAUCCAAUUCAAUACACAUUAAUGAAGGAUCCGGUGAUCUUACCUUCUUCCAGAAUCACAAUAGAUCGGCCAGUCAUUCAAAGGCAUCUUCUUAGUGAUAGUACUGAUCCAUUCAACCGUUCCCAUCUUACCGGGGACAUGUUGAUACCCAACACUGAAUUAAAGGCGAGAAUCGAGGAGUUUAUUAGGUCUCAAGAAAUGAAGCGACUUGGUGAAGGCUUAAGCACGCAGAGCUCCAAGGAAACUAUACAAACCACAGAUGGUCAAAUGCUGAUUGAUUAGGUAUUUAGUUUGGAGUGAUGAGUUAGGUUUUAUAUUUUGGGAAGGAUACAUUAUUUAUUUCAAUAGUAAUUAAUAUUUUAAAUGAGGAUUGUAAGUAUUCCGACGCCAAUUUCACAUGUUUAUUCUUAGAAAUAACAUUUGUUCUUUCUGAAACACCCUGUAAAGUUUCUGCAAUUUGAUGUAUAAGACGUUAU